GUGUAGUCGUGAGCCUCGUCGCGGUGUUGAUGCGCCUCGCAGCUGAUGGGAGGGAGCAGCCCGCAGUCAGAAGACAGGAUCCAUGGCAACAAUCAUGGCAGAAGCAGAGACCCGUCAGAAGCUGCUGCGCACCGUCAAGAAGGAGGUGAAGCAGAUUAUGGAGGAAGCUGUCACCAGGAAAUUUGUUCACGAAGACAGCAGCCAUAUUGUGUCCUUUUGUGCUGCAGUGGAGGCCUGUGUUCUGCACGGGCUGAGACGACGAGCAGCGGGCUUUCUGCGUAGCAACAAGAUAGCGGCACUCUUCAUGAAGGUGGGAAAGAGCUUUGCCCCUGCCGAGGAGCUGUGCAGGAAGGCCCAGGAGCUGGAGCAGAUCAUCGAGACAAAACGGAGUCAGAGCUUGCAGAGUCAGGACAGCCUUCGCAAGAUGCCCCGACUGCCCAGCCUCACCCCACAGGGAGGGAAGAACCUGUGGAUCCGGACAGCGUUGUUUGAAAAGGUGCUGGACAAGAUUGUCCUCUACCUGGUGGAAAACAGCAGUAAAUACUACGAGAAAGAGGCCGUUCUGAUGGACCCUGUAGAUGGACCUAUCCUCGCCUCUUUGUUAGUUGGACCUUGUGCCCUGGAGUACACCAAGAUGAAGACAGCGGACCACUUCUGGACUGACCCGUCUGCUGACGAGUUGGUGCAAAGACAUCGCAUCCACGGUGGCCACUGCAGGCAGGAUUCUCCCACCAAGAGGCCUGCACUGUGUAUCCAGAAGCGUCACUCCAGCAGCAGCAUGGAUGAACGGCCUUCCCCCUCACCAUCGGCUCGUGAAUAUGUGGAGUCACUGCAUCAGAACAGCAGGGCGACCCUUCUGUUUGGCAAAAACAAUGUGCUCGUACAACCGAGGGAUGACAUGGAGGCCAUCCCAGGUUACCUCUCUCUGCACCAGACUGCUGAUGUCAUGACACUGAAGUGGACGCCCAAUCAGCUCAUGAACGGCUCUGUUGGAGACUUGGACUACGAGUGCAGUGUAUACUGGGACUAUGCCAUGACAAUACCUCUGGGGGAGAUAGUUUACCUGCACUGUCAUCAACAAGUGGACAGUGGGGGGACGGUGGUGCUGGUCAGUCAGGAUGGAAUCCAGAGACCCCCACUUCGCUUCCCCAGGGGAGGCCACUUGCUCCAGUUCCUCUCCUGCCUGGAGAACGGCCUUCUUCCCCACGGCCAGCUGGACCCUCCACUCUGGUCCCAGAGGGGAAAGGGAAAGGUGUUUCCCAAGCUGCGGAAUAGGGUUCCUCAGGGAUCUGGUUCCUCUGACUCCGUUUCAGAUAAGGAGGAGGACGAGGCCACAGAUUAUGUCUUCCACAUCCUCUUUCCAAACAGCCAGUCGGAGUUUGUGAGUGGACAGUCCCCCUCCAAAGCAGGGACCCUGGUUGUACCCAAGAGUUCCUGCAGCUGUCUUGAAGAACCCCCCUCAAUCACAGGAAACAGCUUGAUUCCUCCAGACUUGAUGGAUCAGGGAGCGACGAUGUGGCAUCCCACUCUCAGGAAGACCUCGUGUUCCUCCUGUUCUCAGGGGAGCUUCUCUGACGGAGCGACACCCAAGGGAUGUAACCAAGAGAGGGCUCCUCUGAAGCUGCUGUGCGACAGUAUGAAGUAUCAGAUCAUCUCUCGGGCAUUUUAUGGCUGGUUGGCAUACUGCCGCCACCUGUCCACCGUGCGCACACAUCUCUCUGCCCUCGUCAAUCACACAAUCGUGGCGCCCGGCGUGCCGUCUGAUGCCUACAAAGGGCUGACCCCAGAAGUGUGGCAGACGUUCCUUCAGGACUGCACAGCCUACAAGGAGCAGGAGCUUCUUCGUCUGGUCUACUUUGGUGGUGUGGAACCCUCGCUGCGUAAAGAGGUGUGGCCUUUCCUGCUGGGUCAUUACCAGUUUGGAAUGUCAGAAGCUCAGAGGAAGGAGGUGGAUGAACGGGUCCGAGUGUGCUACCAACAGACCAUGCGCGAGUGGCUUGGCUGUGAGGAGAUUGUCCGCCAGCGCGAGAAGGAGCAACACGCUGCAGCUUUGGCAAAGUGCUCCUCUGGAGCGAGCAUGGACGGUUCCAGUCUGAAGAUGAUCCAUCGCGACUCUACUGUGAGCAAUGAGUCCUCCCAGAGCUCAGAGAGGCAGAGUCUGGCUCUCCUGCAGAGCGACUCCAGCAGCAGCACACAGUUCUUCACAUCCUCCCACCCCUUCCCCUGGAGUAGCCUGCUUCCCUUUGGCUUGUUCUUUCAGGUGUUCGAGUCCAUAGAGGAGGUGGACCAGAUUGAGAUGGAGCCCAAGACAGAAGAGGCCAAGCAGGUGCCAAAGAUGCCCAAUGGAGCGCUGCAGAACGGGACUUGCUCUCCUGAUUCUGGACAUCCCUCCUCCCGCAACUUCUCGGUCACCUCUGGCCUGUCGGACGGCUCGCUCAGCACAGAGGACACCGUCGCACCUGAUACAACCCUGAGAUCUGCAGCCGUCCUCUCUGUCAAACCUGCAGGGGGAGAGAGUGAAGGUCUAACAGAGGAAAUGCACAGCCAAGAGAAAGUGGAAGUGAAGGGCAAAGAGGAGGAAAACACACCUGGUGUGACCAAAGCUGCAGAAAAUACCAAGACUGAGGUCGUAGAUGAUGACAUGAUUCAACCGUUGGAAGAGGAGCAGGUGAUGGCAAACAAAGAGGAAUGUUUGCAAUCUGCUACCCAGGAAAAUGUUGAGGAGUCAGACGCUACCAAAACAGGGGGAACCAAGUUUGAAGAUAAAGGCCCAGAUACAGACAUUAAACAAAUUAAAUCUUUAGAGUCAGGAGAAACCGAAAUAGGUAUGUCAGCAGCUGCAGAAUCCAAGGGAGAACUUGUGGAACAAAAUGUCAUAAAGGAGGAAGAAGUGAGACUCGAGGAAACAUUAAAGCUUGAAGAGAAGAAUUUGGAAAAGAUGAAGGAAACAGACAAACUUUUUUUGACAGAGGAGAAAGAAAAAACAAUCAGACAUCCCGUUGCCUCUGAAGUGGAAAAGAACCUCCUUUUCUCUGCAGACGCCGGGGUGUCAAGAGCAAGAGAGGCCUGCUGCGCCUCUCAGAAAGAGGAGGCUCAGGCCAUGACCGACAUGACCGAAUCUGAUGAGUCUCCCUCGGCCAUAGAGAUGGAGGAGAUCCCCAAAGCCAAAGUUUCCAUGGUGCCUUGGAGCAGGAAGGGACGAUGUGAACCCGCGUCUUCCUUUGAGGAGCCGGGCAAGCCCAGUCCAGAGGGCACCGAGUCCAUCCUGUCUGAGGAGCCGGAGAUGGAGUGCCUGUACCCUCACUUUGAUUCCCUGGCCCGCUCUGGAGACACCAAGAAUGGAGCGACUUCUGGAGAAUCUGCUGGGAGCACUUUCUCUCAAGAGCUUUUGGAUCUGUACACGUUAAAUCUGCACCGCAUUGAGAAGGACGUCCAACGUUGUGACAGGAACUACUGGUACUUCAGUCCUGCCAACCUGGAGAAACUGCGCAACAUUAUGUGCAGCUAUAUCUGGAGGCACCUCGACAUCGGCUACGUACAGGGCAUGUGUGAUCUGCUGGCUCCACUUCUAGUCAUUCUGGACGAUGAGGCCAUGGCCUUCAGCUGUUUCACUGAGCUCAUGAAGAGAAUGAAUCAAAACUUUCCACAUGGAGGAGCUAUGGACACUCACUUUGCCAACAUGCGCUCUCUAAUCCAGAUCCUGGAUUCUGAGCUGUUUGAGCUAAUGCACCAAAACGGAGACUACACCCACUUCUACUUCUGCUACCGCUGGUUUCUCCUGGACUUCAAGAGAGAGCUGGUGUAUGAGGACGUGUUUGCAGUCUGGGAAACCAUAUGGGCCGCCAAGUAUGUCUCCUCUAGUCACUUUGUCCUCUUUAUUGCCCUGGCACUGGUGGAGAUCUACAGGGACAUCAUCCUGGAGAACAACAUGGACUUCACUGAUAUCAUUAAGUUCUUCAAUGAAAUGGCCGAGCACCACAACAUCAAGCAGAUUUUGCCCCUGGCCAGAGAUCUGGUGUGCAAGGUGCAGAUGCUGAUUGAAAACAAGUGAUUGUGCUGUUCUUCUUCUUUUCUACCCAAGUCAAGUAUGAACGGCUGUAGCAGCACAAGAGUAAAAAACACACGCUCUGACAGACAUACAUACACACUACACAAAGCCUUUACAAUCACAGUUUGCUGCUAUGAGCCUCAUUUACUGUAUCCACUAUGUUAUUUGUGUUGUCAACAGUGGUAUGAGAAUAUUACGCUUAAUAUUUGUCAGUAUGUUCAACUGAAAACAAAUGUAACAGAAAAUCUCUUACAUUUCGAAAUAUUUUCAUCAGACAUCCCGUAAUGUUAACCUCAGUCAGAGUGCACUUAAUAUUUUGUGAUAGAGAGAAAAAGAUAAAGAGAUCAAGAGAGUUGCACAUUUCAAACCAAAAUGCAGAUCUGAAUUCAUCCAGAGACUAUAUUUAAGAGAAAAUAUGAUGUGAUAAUAGUUUAUAUUAAUUAUUUUAACAAUAAAAGUCUAGAAGUUUACAUUUUAGAUAUAUCAGUAAGUUAUCCCCCUAUUCCUAUCCCCUAAUGAAGGAAAGAAUGUAAGCAGGAUUGUGUUUUUAUUCAAGUAGAACACCAUCAAAUCAAAUUACUUUUCACCCAUGACCCUAACUCCAGUUAUGUUUAAAACACAUCGCUAAGAAUGUUUUAGCUUUGACCACCAGUGAUUAAACAUCCAACAGUGUUUCCGAUGUUCGUGAACUGCCUUGUCUACCAAAUAGUAUGUCUUUCUUUGUUAUGUGUGAAUUGUACUGUACUAAGAAAAAAAACGUAUUAGAUUGUUGUUGAAUUAUGAGGAUUAUAUUAUGUUAACAGUUGUUGAAUCAUAACCUUAUAAUCUAAGUGACUUAUGGAUAUCUGGGCAGAGAUUUAUAUAAAGAACCAAGUCUGAUUUGAUAGUCCUUUUAAUUAUUUUAUCCAGUGAACCACUGUAUUUAUAAUCUGUUAAUUGUGCUCACCUUGAUUUCUUUUUUGUCUUGUACUGUCUGGCACCUGUUAGUUAAAUCAAAUGUUAAUUUCACCUUGAAUAUGACAAUUAAUAAGGAAGAUCCGAUGUGGCAGUGAUAUAUUUGGUCACAGGGAUCAAAUGAAACGUUUUCUCGUUUCCAGGGGUUAUUUGGGUUCUUCAGUGUGAGAGAGACUUAACCAGACAUAAAAAUUAAAUGUUAAGUAACAGAUUUUCAAAAAGAAACUAAUAUUUUUGGCAGAUUUGGGAGUUUAAGGCCUUAAAAAAAUAUGCUUUUAACCCCUUAAAGUAAUACUAAUAUUGGAUUCAGUUACUGACAUUCACACUCGUGAUUCAUUAAAACGUAAUGCCGUUGUUCUUCGAGUGUUGAAUGUGGUAAGAUGAAUUGCAUUUAAUGAUACUUUUUAUUUUGUUUUGUGAACGCCAACUGCUGUAGGACAAGCCUAUUUGAAUUCAUUGUAACUUGUUUACCAAAGUAUUUAUUCAUUUAUUUAUUUAUUUAUUUAUACAUUCAUUACCCCCCCCCCUCCAGAUGCUGCCUUGUUUGUAGCUACAUUUUUUUUUUUAAUGGUCAGUUCAACAUAUGUAU
Messenger RNA from Scophthalmus maximus (turbot), 5591 nucleotides. It is a transcript of the gene sgsm1a, whose product is annotated as small G protein signaling modulator 1a. The record is from RefSeq and is a predicted model, not a curated record. Gene Ontology annotation, biological process: activation of GTPase activity. NCBI's taxonomy places the organism in Eukaryota, Metazoa, Chordata, Actinopteri, Pleuronectiformes, Scophthalmidae. Gene Ontology annotation, molecular function: GTPase activator activity. The transcript is spliced from 26 exons. The coding region runs from base 83 to 4051 and encodes 1322 amino acids.